Amphiprion ocellaris (clown anemonefish) is the source of this 2229-nucleotide messenger RNA. Its product is annotated as golgin subfamily A member 6-like protein 2. The record is from RefSeq and is a predicted model, not a curated record. NCBI's taxonomy places the organism in Eukaryota, Metazoa, Chordata, Actinopteri, Pomacentridae. Bases 609 to 1295 code for a protein of 228 amino acids. The transcript has 2 exons.
AGUAGUCUCAGGUCACCUCACAGUUUUGUUGCAAUAUAUAAUUUUUUUUUUUCUCAGUACCCCAAGCAGUUUCAGGGUGUGUGUGUGGUUUUUCUUUUCAUGUUAUAGCCUUAUUUUAUUAGGUAAUUGUACAGGGGGUAGCCUCACAGUAGCCCACAGUAACCAGGUGGCCCUGACAAUCUUUCACAGACACACAGUGUUGGAGCCUCUCAGAGGAGAGCUUCGCUACAACACAGAUAGUCAUACAGAAAGUUCCUCAAGAGGCCAUGGAUGUGCUCAUAGUGACUGUCAAGGCUGUACCAGACUCCAUGUGUUUCCAGCAGAGAAAAGUACAGACUGACAGUAGUUUCUUUUGGGUAUUAGCGCUGACUACAAAGUUCUGUGUCCAUGCUAGGCUGAGCAGUGGUCAGUUAACCUGCCCCAUGUUCCCUGACCCUCCACAUCACACAGUCACAAGGCCAUGUCUCCUGCAGUUUUUGCUGCCUCAAUUCUCUGUUCCAUUCUUGAAAAAUGCUACAAGUGAGGAUUCUAGCCUCAUUUGAACACAAACGUCCACAACAGGCUGACGCCAUGCAAACAUGCACGUGUACAUAUUAGAGUAAAUAAACAUGUCACAGCAUCUAAAUCAACUCAAGGCUGAAAUGGAGAUUGUUAAAACACUCAGGAAUAUAAGUUCAGAGGAGAGAAGGACCAAGAUGCUAAGACAGUUGAAGGAAAUCGAGUUGGAGCGCAGAGAAAAUGCUGCUGUGGAUCAGCUUCACAGAUGCAGGAGAGAAAAAGAAAAACAAGACAAAGAAAUUUAUGAAAUGCAAAAACUAAAAGAAAGAAGUGAGCAGAGGAUGAAAGAGGAGGAGGAGAAACUGAAAGAGAAGGAGAAGAAACUGAAAGAGGAAGAGAAAAUGAAAGAAGAGGAGGAGAAACUGAAAGAGAAAGAGACAAAACUGAAAGAGAAGAAGAAACUGAAAGAAGAGGAGGAAAAACUGAAAGAGGAGGAGGAGGAGAGGAGAUCAAAUGAGGAAAAAGCCCUAAAAAAACAAAUAGAAGACAACCCGAAGAAAGAGCAGCCUCGGGUGAAGAAGCAGACCUCGUGCUCCUUCAGUCUGAAUGAGAAGGAGAGUGGAAGAAGAAAUCCGCUCUUCAACAGCUGGGUUGGUGGGAUGCUGAAAUCAGAAAGCGAGACUGACAAGGAGGAACUCCACCCAAAUGAAUCACUCUCUACCACCACAGUAAGUCCCGUUGUAAAGUUUGAAGGAGACCCCUUCAUCACAAAAUGGAGAAGAAACGCCAUCCUCUGAAGAUCAUUCUCUGAAGUGAAGAAAAUACAUUUGAAGUGAUGAUGCUUUCCAAACUGAUGAAAAUAAAACAGCGCUGGGUUGAAAAUACUUGAGUUGUAUUAGUUACUAAGCAGCUAAGAUGCAUUCUAGAUGCAUUUUUAGACAAAGGUGGGAUCACAUUGUGUUCUAUCAUUUAUACUCCAAAAAUGUUAUUGCAUAAUAGAGCAGCUUUUCAAAGAUAAGAAGAAAAAGAUUGAAAUGAGCAAAUCUAAAAUACCUGAUCCUAGGUGAAGUAGAUUUUCUGUCAGAUCAUUUUCAAGACUUUUUAAGAGACCGCAGUGUAAGUGGAAGAUGUAGCCUAAUGAGAAACUCCAUAGAAUCUCAGUGGUUCACCCAAGUCUUUACAACUCUUCUAGACACCAUGAAUAUAUACCAAAGACUGGCUUGUUGUUAUUGAGAUAUCUAAAGUACUGAGCACAUGAUUUAGCUCAACAAAGUCAUAAUGUGAUUCUAACAUUUCAGCAUGUGCACCUGUGCUGUUUGCAUCACUGCUUCUGUUUGUUUGGCUACAGAGGAAAGAAGCGGAAAACAACUAAUGAAACCUACAGCACAUUACAGCAGCAGCUGACAAAUGGCCAAAAUUAGAGUUUAAAAUGGAAACACUGAUUCAUAGGUUUAGCCCUGACCUGCCGUAUGUUUUACGACCAUUUGUGGCUCAUUUAAUAUUUAGGACAAUAUUUUACUCUAGUAUUCUUGUUUCUUCCCAGGAGAUCCCUCUGUCGACUAAGAACUGGCCAGCUACCAGAGUAACAGACUCUUAAUGAAGAUAAAUUAUUGUGGAGGGCAGCUUUUUUUUUUUUUUUUUUUUUUUUAUAAAUGGUUACUUUUACAAAUGUAAAGGGUCUGAAAAUGAAUUUAGUAUGAAACCAUACCUCAACUUUGUGAUCAGAGUACA